AUGCAGACUCAAAAGUGCAAUAGGGGCUCACAGGAUUUAACAAUAAUGGGUGUUACAGGCCUUUGGCAGGCAGUUGCUCCAGCAGCAAAGAAAUAUUCUCUGCAAGAGCUCACGGUCAACCACAUGUUUAAUCCGGAUGGCACAAAAUGCUCUGAGCAUCCAUUCAGGAUUGGUGUUGAUGCCAGUCUUGGACUUAAGUAUUUUUACCUGUGUGGGCAGAACCCAGAGUUGAGGACACUCUUUUACAAGUUAGCACACCUGUAUCACACCCCAGCCAACAUCCUCUUUGUCUUCAAUGGCCCGCAAAAGCCAGCAAUCAAGCGGGGCAAGAAGGUUGUCACUAUUCCACCAUGGCUUACAACGUACUUCAAGGACUUUGCUAGUGCUUUCGGAUUUCGGACACAUGAGGCAGCAGGCAAGGCAGAGGCAGAGCUAGCUGCCCUCAAUCAGCUAGGGGUUAUUGAUGCUGUCUGGACUGAGGAUAGUGAUGUUGACAAUGACAAUGACAAGUCCGUUCUAAUGUAUUCUGCUAAUGGUUUGGCACAAGAGUCCACUGUUGCAUUGACAAAGGGUGGGCUACUGCUAAUGGCCCUCUUCUGUGGUGGAGAUUACGAUAAUGGCCUCUCACGUUGUGGAUGGAAGACAACUUGUGUGCUUGCUCAACAUGGUGUUGGAGAUGAGCUGCUACAUGCAGCAACCACUACCAUGAAUGAGGAUGAUCUUACCACAUUCCUUGGACCUUGGGUCAAGCAUGUCUGUGAUCUCCUCACCAAGAUGGGCUCUGUUGUCCUGGCAUAUGUUAAGCCCUCGAUCACAUUCAUGUGUGCCAAUCCUGGGCCUCCUCAAGCCUUGUCAAUGCUGCUCAGAACUGACCUGGAACGACUGGCUUUCCUGUGCAAGUUCUGCUUUGGGUGGUCUAGAGGUGGACCACCCAUCCCAGUCCAUGCCAUUGAAUCUUCUGGUACACUCAGAAAGCUGAAGAACCUGGUCUAUGAGGGAGUUUGUAUUUGCAAUCUAUGUGGUAUGGACAGAGCAGACUCAGACACUCUAGGUAACAUAUGCCCCCAGGGUCCAUCUGAGUCUUCUUCCAAGUCAUGUCCAGUGCGGCAGGGCUUCACAUGCUCGAUUCAGUUCUCUGUAUUCAGCUCACAAUGCAAAGAUGCUGCCUCAGGACAGGUACUGGUACAGCACCGCUUGGAGAUUGACACCACGCCAUUAGUGCUCCCUGCAAAACGUGGUGUUGCUCAAGUACUGAGCAUGCCAGAUGGUGUUCCCCAGGCUGGAUUAUUUGCAGAUUCUGCACCCAGCACUCACCCAGCACCAAGCACUCACUGGGUCUGGAUGCCAGAUCCGGUGGUCAGGUUUGCACUCCCAGGUUUGCUCGCAACUGGGCUGAUGAAGCAUGACACUGAGGAACCAAGCCAUUCUGCACACCAAAGGCCAAGUCAUGGCAAGGAGAUGAUUGAACUCACAGACAGUGAUUCUGAGACUGAAAGAGAGAUCAUUGAACUUACAGAUAGCAAUUCCAAGACUGAGAGGAAGAAUAGUAGCAGUGGUGGCCACACAUUUGACUUGGGCGUCAUUGAGCUCACAGAUUCAGAAUAA
Messenger RNA from Pisolithus orientalis, 1605 nucleotides. RefSeq names its product PIN domain-like protein. The transcript has 11 exons. Gene Ontology annotation, molecular function: 5'-flap endonuclease activity. The record is from RefSeq and is a predicted model, not a curated record. NCBI's taxonomy places the organism in Eukaryota, Fungi, Basidiomycota, Agaricomycetes, Boletales, Pisolithaceae. The coding region runs from base 1 to 1605 and encodes 534 amino acids.